UCGCCAUCUUCAUCAUCAUUCUCGCUCUGCAAGAGAGAAAAAAAAAAAGAUAGCGUGCGCACGCACAAACCCAGGCAAUCGCUCGCACCCCACCAAAUGUGAUCCAUUGCCGAUCUCUCGAGCAUCGCGCAGCGCCUCCGACGGAUCCCGGGUCGUUCGUCUUCGAAUCCGCCCCAGUCUCGGGUUCGAAUAAGAGGAAGAGGAAGUUGGUUGCAGAAGAAGGAAGGAAGAGGAAGUGGGUUGAAGAAGAUGCAAGAUAUUCACUCGAUCGCGGGGGGGCGGAUGUUCGGAGCCUCAGCCGCCGCUGCCGUCGGAGACCGGAGGCUGCGGCCGCACGGCGGGCAUCACCACCAACACGGCCACCACCAGAACCACCAGGCGCUGAAGUGCCCCCGCUGCGACUCGCUCAACACCAAAUUCUGCUACUACAACAACUACAACCUCUCCCAGCCCCGCCACUUUUGCAAGAGCUGCCGGAGGUACUGGACCAAGGGCGGCGUCCUCCGCAACGUCCCCGUCGGCGGCGGCUGCCGGAAGUCCAAGCGCUCCUCCAAGCCCAAGUCCUCGUCCGCACCCCCGGAGCCCCCGGCGGCGGAUGAGGAUCCCGCGAGGGAGCGGAAAUCGAGCUCCCACUCCAGCAGCGAGAGCUCCAGCCUCACCGCGACGACCACCGCCGUCGCGACGGAAGCGGUUUCGGCGCCGUCUUCGGUGUCCGACCAGUCGAGCCUGCUGAACAUCAACGACUACAAGUCGAUGAUCUCUCAGAGCAUGAACGCAGACCCUAGCGACUCCGGCUACCAGCACCCGGCCGCGGAGGUUGGGCUGUUCACCGACAUGGGAAGCUUCACGAGCCUGAUCACUUCCUCGGGCGACGGUCCGUUGCCCUACGGGUUCAGCGUCGUGAUGACCCAACAGAAUCAGGACCAGGCCCAGCAGAACCAGUGGCACCGGAUCGCCGCCGGCGCCAGCGCCGGCGCCGGCGCCGGCGACGAGAUGAAGAUGCAGGAGAUGGGCGGCGCCGGUGGGUUCAUAGACCAGAACGUGCUCUUGGAUCUGCCCACGUCCACGUCGCAGGGGAACAGACCGGGAAGCAGCGGCGGCGGAGGAGGUUUCGGGCCGCUGGAUUGGCAACCGAGCGGCGAUCAGGGCCUGUUCGAUCUCCCCAGCGCCGUCGAUCACGCUUACUGGAGUCAGAGUCACUGGAGUACGGACGGAGACCAAGACCCACCAGGCCUGUAUCUCCCCUAGAAUCUCUCUCUCCCUCUCUCAUUGCCUUAACAUCCCCCCCCAAAAAAAAAAAAAAAAGGAGGACGACGAAAAGAAAAGGCCUUU
This is a messenger RNA of Rhodamnia argentea, 1332 nucleotides long. Its product is annotated as dof zinc finger protein DOF5.4. The record is from RefSeq and is a predicted model, not a curated record. Gene Ontology annotation, molecular function: DNA binding; DNA-binding transcription factor activity. Bases 250 to 1248 code for a protein of 332 amino acids. NCBI's taxonomy places the organism in Eukaryota, Viridiplantae, Streptophyta, Magnoliopsida, Myrtales, Myrtaceae. The transcript has a single exon. Gene Ontology annotation, biological process: regulation of DNA-templated transcription.